This is a messenger RNA of Apis cerana (Asiatic honeybee), 1142 nucleotides long. Its product is annotated as trypsin-1-like. Lineage: Eukaryota; Metazoa; Arthropoda; Insecta; Hymenoptera; Apidae. Gene Ontology annotation, biological process: proteolysis. The record is from RefSeq and is a predicted model, not a curated record. Gene Ontology annotation, molecular function: serine-type endopeptidase activity.
AAACUUUGUAAUCUUAUGCUUAUCAAUAACUCUUCCAUGAAUUAAACCUUAAUUUUUUCGAUUCCCUGAUAUCGAUAACGCACGAUCUAUAUAAACUGUGCCCAGAAUGCAAUAUCUCAAAUUAUCAAAAUGUCUCUCAAACUGAUUCUUUACAUCGCCUUUCUCGUGGCGAUCGCCUCUGCAAAAUCCUAUCGUGGCUUCAGAAUACCGUUAUUCGACACUCGCAUAGUCGGAGGAAACGAAGCUAGACAAGGACAAUACCCGUGGCAAGUUUCUUUGCAAUGGGGAUGGUUGUUCGGCUACUCUCAUUUCUGCGGUGGUGCGAUUUUAUCCGACCAAUGGAUAGUCACGGCUGGACACUGUGUCCUGGCUGUUCCGAGCUACGGUGAUUUCAUAGUCAAAGCCGGAAAGCACGACUUGAAAUUAGUGGAAAGCACCGAGCAAAGUAUCGCGGUUGAGAGAACGUUCGUGCACGAGAAAUACACAGGAGAUGUAGCUCCCUACGAUAUUGCGUUACUGAAACUGGCGAAACCAUUGAAAUUGGGCAGCGUUGUACAACCGAUUAAUCUUCCAAGUGCUCCAUCGAACACGCCAACCGGAAACGUGACUUUGACUGGUUGGGGAUCGACAUCGAGAACCAAUACCCCGAUAAUGCCCAACAAACUUCAAACGGUCGAUUUGCCGUUGAUCAAUCUGACCAGUUGCAAACAAGCCAUAGAAAAACUUACUGGUCCUUCACCGUUGCACGAGACUAACAUUUGCACUGGACCGCUCACCGGUGGUUUCUCCGCGUGUAGCGGCGAUUCCGGCGGUCCGCUGGCACUGAACACGACUGGAAAAGCUGAACUCGUUGGAAUCGUUUCUUGGGGAAUCGUCCCAUGUGGAACCGUCGGUGCUCCGUCCGUAUACACCAAGGUUUCCUCCUUCCUCACCUGGAUUGGACACAUCAUGGCAACGAGCUGAAUAACUUAAUUCCUAAUAAUCUUAUUGAUUAAAGAGUUUUGAUAUAUACGAUAAAAAUAUAAAAUGUUUUAUAAGUAUAUUGCGAGAUUGUGCAAAAUAUAAAGAAUUGUAUUUAUAAUUAAUCACUUCAAAAGUUAUAUCUAUUCUUGAUACGAGAAAUAAAAAAUUCUUCAACACCA